Molecule: messenger RNA, 219 nt
Organism: Chondrus crispus (carragheen)
Lineage: Eukaryota; Rhodophyta; Florideophyceae; Gigartinales; Gigartinaceae
Exons: 1
Coding region: 1-219 (72 amino acids)
Source: RefSeq, a predicted model, not a curated record
AUGCGGAACUGCUUCUCAUCGCGACGCCACUCCCUCUUGACUGCCACACUCGUGAUCCGCGCACAGCAGCUCAUCUCCGUGUUACCCUACCUAUCCGCUCCAGUUGAUACGGAAGGGCUGCUUUAUAGUCCCGUCCCACAGGCAAAGACCCCUUCAAGCUCUCUCACCUUCCUGCUCCCGUUCCCCUCAUCCCAUCCCCCUGCGCCCGUUCCUCUCUAA